This is a messenger RNA of Toxoplasma gondii ME49, 2072 nucleotides long. It is a transcript of the gene SRS59B, whose product is annotated as SAG-related sequence SRS59B. The coding region runs from base 216 to 1928 and encodes 570 amino acids. The transcript has a single exon. Lineage: Eukaryota; Apicomplexa; Conoidasida; Eucoccidiorida; Sarcocystidae. The record is from RefSeq and is a predicted model, not a curated record.
GAGGGUCUCAGCUUCAGAAGCAGAAUAUACCGAUUUCGGUGGCACUGGUGAGGCGUGAAUCAAAUUAUCUGACCCGUGCAUAAUGGUGUUGAAAACUCCUCCGUCUCACUACAAUUUAGGGGAUUAACGCUUUUCGCGGUACACCUUGUACAUUGAUUGUUGCGGUGCCGACGCCAAACACAUACAGGCACCGCAGUAGCUACUCCGUCGGCAAAAUGAAGGGGCAGAGAACACUGAAAUCGAUUUCUGUCUUUUUCGUGUUUUGCCUGGGCUUGGCCUCUGCGAUUGUAUCGAGUGCUGCCUCAGGCAAUGAUGGGGGCGGAGGUAGGAUAGGAGAUAUCGCUGGCGCUUUGCGAGGGACGGCUCCGGAGACCGUCACGGUUCCGGAGAAUCAAGUGUGUUCAUCCUGGGCAGGUGUUAACAUCAAUCUUACCCAGGAGAAAACAGAGGCUCUUUUUCGGUGUGGCGAGAACACAACCCUUGCUCCUUUGCAAAUUCCCGAACCCAAGAUUUACGUGGAUGAAAACUGGAAGAAACCGACCACCCUGAAAACCGCUGUGCCAGGUGCCAAGUGGGACAAGGUUUCUGAGGAGGAGCCUAUUUACAGGCUUACACUUCCGCUCCACCGCGAGAAAAAGGAAACUCUUUAUUAUCGGUGCAAAUCAGCGGGCCUGAUCGUCGUCGAGAUUGUCCUGGUAUGGAUCAUUAUACAACUUGAUGCCCUAGACAAAGAGCAGAAGGACAAAAUCAAGGAAGUCCUCAACCAAAUCAAAGAAUUUGUCACGAAGGUAAAGGCGGCGCUGGCCACAGUCAUCGCUAAAAUCAGAGAGGCGAUACAACGCAUAAAGGAUCAGAUCAAAAAUGCCGUCGAACAGCUUCUGGAAGUACAAGGCGUAAAGGAGUUCCUCCAGAAAGUCUUCGAGGAACUCAAAAAAUAUCAGGAAGAGAUACAGCAGGCAAUCACCCAACUUGUCGAGAAAAUUCGGGAAAAGUUAGAACCGAUAAAGCAGGCAAUCGAAACAGUUGUAGAGAAAAUUAGGUCGCGGGUAACAGAGAUAGUGGAGCAAAUCACCAACAAGACUGGAAAGACUUGUAAAGUCACAAUCGAGGCCGAACCAGAGCCCCUGGCGACGACCGACGAUUCCACUAAAAUAUGCUCAGCAACCAACAAUGCCGUCUACAUCAAAAUUAGCCAGUCUGAAACCGAAGCUGUAUUUAAAUGUGGUGACAACCGCACUACCGUGGAGCCACAGCAAAAUGAAGAGAAGCCACAAUUCUGUAAGUCGGCAGACUGCAAAGAGACUGCAGAACUUGAAAAAACGUUCCCAGGGGCGUACUGGGACGAGAGAAACAAAAAAGCAAAUAUAUACAGACUGGUCAUUCCUACCGUGAGCAGAAAAGACACUCGGAUGUAUUAUAAAUGUAAAGGCGCUUCGGAUUCCGCCGACCCAUGCACAGUACUGAUAAGCGUUAAAUCUACAGAGACUGAUGAUGAUGAGGAAGAGGACGUGCAGGAGUGCACGGUGGGCACCGAGAAGAAAGUCACACUGUCCCCCACCGAUACCGUGAAAUUCAAGUGCAAUCUCGGAACAGUUGUGCACCCUCCGUUCUCGUCGGGGUCUCCGAAAGUCUUUGACGACUCCGAUGGCUCCUGCAGUGCACAGGCUAGCCUGACGUCUCUGGUAGAUGCCUCGCUCACGGAAGACAGUUCACAUGACAAGUACACAAUGUAUACCAUGAACCUGAACGCACGCCCAGCUGAGACGAAGAAUCUCUGUCUCCAAUGUUCCUCUGGAAAGCAGAACUGCAAAGUGCGCAUCCAUGUACCCGGCACCGAUAGCACCAGUUCAGGACCUGGGAGCUUGUCUGGGUUCCUGAGCUCUGUUGCCGGCCUUGUAGUCUGUGCGGGAUUUUUUCUCGUCUAUUGAUUGCAUGUAAUCACUGGUACCUACUUCGGUAUUCCCGCCGCAGUGUUACCCUGUAAUCUGCGUCAUCUUGCGGUUGGGUCUUCAGUGUCUAAUGUCAGUGCCAGCAAAGCCAUCUGGCUAGGCGUUUCAACACUGAGACACUCG